AUGAUGCUACGCCUUGAAACAGUAUAUGGCUACCACCAAUUGGUAGCGGUGGAAGGGGGAGGAGGAGAUGAUACUAAUGGUGUAAUGAACAAGUGUUUGGAUAUGGAGAGACAUGCUCUGCUUCUUUUCAAAGCUCCCCUUCAAGAUCCUGAUGGCAGUCUCUCAACAUGGAGACCUGAUGAACAUGACUGCUGUCAAUGGAAAGGAGUCACCUGCAACAACCAAACAGGUCAUGUUACAGAGCUUGAUAUCAGCGACUAUAAUCUUAGAGGUGAGAUUAGCCAUUCAUUGCUUAACUUAAGCUACAUAAACUUUCUUGAUCUUUCCUACAAUUCUUUUCGUGGAACCAUUCCCACCUUCUUUGGUUCCAUGACUCGAUUAAGAGACCUCAAACUCAAUUCCAAUAAUCUUAAUGGAACUGUCCCCAAGUCCAUUGGUUCUUUGACCAAAUUGAGGUACCUUGACCUUUCUUAUAACUCUCUUUAUGGAACCAUUCCUCUAGAGUUUGGAAAUCUCACCUACCUGCAAGAGCUUUUCCUUGAAUCUGUUGGAAGAUGUGAAGUUGAAAACCUAGAUUGGUUGUCUCCUCUAUCCCAUUUGAAGCAACUUGGGAUGGAUGGGAUUUCCCUAGCCAAACAAAAUCAUUGGGUAGAUAUAAUUUUGAGUCUGAGAAAAAUAUCAUAUUUAAGUUUAGAGGGAUGUGAGCUGUCACAGGUCAUGUAUCCAUAUUCUUCUUCAUUUCUCAACUCUUCUUCAUCUAUCGAAUCCCUUCUACUUGCAGACAACAAUCUCACCUCAUCCAUGUAUCAUUGGCUGUUCCCAUUAACAAGCAAUAAGCUUCACUUUCUUGAUCUCUCUAGCAACAUGUUAGAUGAGAUACCCAAAUAUCUUAGUAACCUUUGUAGUUUGGUAAGUUUAAGAUUUGAUAUGAACUCUGCUGUUGUCAAAUUUCCUGGUUUUCUGUACAACUUGUCUGGAUGCACAUCACUUACAUUGCAAGACUUGGAUGCUUCUUAUAACCAAUUUAUAGGGUCCUUGUCUGAUGACAUCCAAAAGUUUUCAUCCCUAAGACAUUUAUGGGUAUCUCAUAAUCACUUAAAUGGCAUUAUAAGUGACAAAGUGUGGGAACUACCCAUGCUUGAAGAGAUUGAUGUUUCUUCCAAUUAUUUUAGAGGUUCCAUCUCUAAAAACAUUGGAAAGUCGAAGGCUUUUGAGAUAUAUCUUUCAGAAAACCUACUCCAAGGAGUUCCUUCCACAGAUCACAUGUCAAACCUUUCUUAUGUACAGCUUAUUGAUAUGAGCUCUUGCAAUAAUCUAGGGCCUCAUUUCCCCAAAUGGGUUCAAACACUGAGAAAUCUUACCCGUCUUCAUAUUGCCAAUUCCAAAAUUUCAGACACAAUUCCUCCGGAGUUUUGGGACACGUGGCCUUCUCAAUUAAGAUAUUUGAAUCUCUCUUCCAACAACAUCAGCGGUGAAGCACGCGAUUUAUCAUCAAAUUUUGACAACGAUUCAGUGAUAGAUUUGAGUUCCAACAGAUUUUAUGGUCCACUACAGAAUGUCUCUUCGACUUUGGCACUGUUAAACCUUUCCAGAAACAAAUUCAAUGGAGGAAUCUCUUUUUUAUGCCAAAUGGUUGAUGGGUUUUUGGAAGUUCUUGACCUCUCCCAUAACCUUUUCACCGGAAAACUUCCAGACUGUUUGUGGCAUCUCAAACUACUAAAAGUCCUUAAUCUAGGACACAACAAUCUAUCUAGAAGACUUCCUCCAUCAAUUGGAUAUUUGAGAGAACUUGAGGUGCUGGAUUUAUACAAGAACAACUUUUCUGGAGAAUUGCCAUUAUCCUUGAAGAAUUGCACGAGUUUAAACUUAAUGAAUUUGGGGGCCAACAAGUUUUCUGGUAAUGUGCCUGUUUGGAUUGGGGAAAACUUAUCCGGGUUGUAUGUUCUUAUCCUAAGAUCAAACAACUUCUUCAGAACCAUCCCUUUACAGUUAUGUUAUCUUGCAAAUCUUCAAAUUUUGGAUUUGUCAAUGAACAAUCUCCAGGGAACCAUCCCCUCAUGUUUGAAUAAUCUUACAAGCAUGGUUCAAGAAGGAUUCUUACCACCACCACCCAACAUAUAUUCCAUUUUAACUGAUUGGAUAAUGAAAAAGUCAGGAAAUGGUUAUUCAAAUUCCAGCGAGUAUGUUGACCAUGCAACGAUUGAGUGGCAAGGAGAUGAACGUGAAUUCAGCAGAAGAGAUGAAGAAUCAGAAGUACCAUUGGUGGUUGGUAAAAGCAAGGGUGAGGGGGAAGACGUGGAUGAAGUUUGGAAUUGGUUUCGUAUUGGUGAGGGCUGUGGUUUUGCUACUGGAUUUUGGAUAGCAUGUGGAGCUUUACUUAUCAAUAGUCAUGGGAGACGAGUUUUUUUUCACUUUUAUGAUGGCGUCGAAGAUUGGGUUUGUGGGAAGGUGAUGGUAUUCAUUGAAAAUUUUCGGAGGGUUGCAUAUAUGUAG
Lactuca virosa is the source of this 2493-nucleotide messenger RNA. Lineage: Eukaryota; Viridiplantae; Streptophyta; Magnoliopsida; Asterales; Asteraceae. The record is from the annotation of a GenBank genome assembly.